Molecule: messenger RNA, 1191 nt
Organism: Limanda limanda (common dab)
Lineage: Eukaryota; Metazoa; Chordata; Actinopteri; Pleuronectiformes; Pleuronectidae
Exons: 3
Coding region: 1-1191 (396 amino acids)
Source: RefSeq, a predicted model, not a curated record
AUGUUUGUUUUACUCAGCCUGCAGUGGCAGCCGGGUGGAGCUCACCCCUAUGAUCACUAUAGUUUCAGCCCGGCAGGUUGGCGUGACGCCUCCUCGGCCUUCGUGCUCACAGCUUCACGCCUGCAACUGCGGCCGGGCCAACCACCACCCCACCCGGGCCCACCACCACCCCACCCGGCCCACCACCACCCCAUCCGGCCCUCCACCACUCCACCCCGGCCCCUUGCACACUCCACCCGGCCCUCCACACUCCACCCGGGCCACCAAACUCCACCCGGCCCACCUCACUCCACCCAGCCCUCCACACUCCACCCGGGCCAACCACACUCCACCCGGGCCCUCCACACUCCACCCGGCCCUCCACACUCCACCCGGCCCCUUGCACACUCCACCCGGCCCACCACACUCCACCCGGCCCUCCACACUCCACCCGGGCCCUCCACACUCCACCCGGGCCCACCACACUCCACCCGGGCCCACCACACUCUACCCGGCCCUCCACACUCCCCCGGCCCUCCACACUCCACCCGGCCCUCCACACUCCACCUGGCCCUCCACACUCCACCCGGCCCUCCACACUCCACCCGGGCCCACCACACUCCACCCGGGCCCACCACACUCUACCCGGCCCUCCACACUCCCCCGGCCCUCCACACUCCCCCGGCCCUCCACACUCCACCCGGCCCUCCACACUCCACCUGGCCCUCCACACUCUACCCGGCCCUCCACACUCCACCCGGGCCCACCACACUCCACCUGGCUUUCCACACUCCACCCGGCCCACCACACUCCACCCGGCCCUCCACACUCCACCCGGGCCCACCACACUCCACCCGGGCACACCACACUCCACCCGGGCCAACCACACUCCACCCGGCCCCUUGCACACUCCACCCGGCCCUCCACACUCCACCCGGGCCCUCCACACUCCACCCGGGCCCUCCACACUCCACAGCCCACCACCCUAACCCUCUACACCCCACCCUAACCCUCCACACUCCACCCGGCCCACCACACUCCACCCGGCCCUCCACACUCCACCCGGCCCACCACACUCCACCCAGCCCUCCACACUCCACCCGGCCCACCACACUCCACCCAGCCCUCCACACUCCACCCGGGUCCUCCACACUCCACCCGGCCCUCCACACUCCACCCGGCCCUCCACACUCCACCCGGCCGUGCAUCUGA